Molecule: messenger RNA, 614 nt
Organism: Capsicum annuum
Lineage: Eukaryota; Viridiplantae; Streptophyta; Magnoliopsida; Solanales; Solanaceae
Product: (S)-8-oxocitronellyl enol synthase CYC2-like
Exons: 2
Coding region: 19-363 (114 amino acids)
Source: RefSeq, a predicted model, not a curated record
AUGUUAUUUUAUUGGUGAAUGAACACGUGGCUUCUUAUGUGCCACUUUUGCAGUACCUUAGAACAAACUAUUUUCUUUUGCAUUUCCAAUAUGAGCUGGUGGCGAGUUGGAGCUAUUGGUACUGCCAAGAAAAAAUUCGAAGAAGAUGAUGCACCGUCCAAGUAUGAAAGUGUUGCUCUAAUCAUCGGAGUCACCGGCAUCAUGGGCAAUAGCCUCGCCGAGAUCCUCCCUCUGGCCAAUAUCCCCGGUGGUCCCUGGAAGGUUUACGGCGUUGCCCGCCAGUCUAGACCAUCGUGGAAUGCUGACCAUCCGAUUGAGUACCGAAAGAUACCCAAUCUAAGCUAUCGGUUCUCAGUGAUGUAACCAACGUUUUCUACGUGAUUUGGGCCAAUAGAUCGACAGAGGUUGAAAACUGAGAAAUCAAUGGAAAACUAUUUACCAAUGUUCUCAAUGUUAUUUUACCUAAUUGCCCUAACUUGCACCACAUCUGUUUACAGACGAGUCGAAAACAUUAUUUAGGUCCAUUUGAAUUGUUUGGAAAAGUAGGCCAUGAUUCUCCAUUUCACGAGGAUUUACCAAGAUUAGAUGCGCUCAAUUUCUACUGUGUUCUUGAG